GAGAACUAUGAGGCGGGCGCCAACGGCCGGGGCCGCGGGGCGGGAGGCAGCGCGGGAACUGGACGUUGAGGGGCCGGCCUAGCCUGGGGGCCGAGCCGCCGCUCCUGCACACCGUGUGGGGCCGCCGCCGCCGCCGCCGCCUGGCCGUGGGUGCCGGAGCGGCCGGGCGGCGACCCGAGGCUCCUCGGUAGGUGCGGGCUACGUCUCCGCUGCGGGCAUCCCGCGAGGGCGCCCUCUGGCCAUGAUCGACUCGGUGAAGCUGCGCCGCGACAGCGCGGCGGACUUCUUCUCGCACUAUGAGUACCUGUGCGCGCUGCAGGACUCGGUGCCGCUCCCCGCCGUGCGCGCCUGCCUCCGGGAGGGCGUGCUGGACUUCAACGCCGACCGCCUCCGCGUCGUGGACUGGGCGCCCCUCCUCAGCACCCUCAAGAUUAAUAAAGACCUGCCCUUGAUCUCCAUCAAGAGCUUCUUCCAGCCGUGGCUUGGGGAAACAGGUUCUGACAUAAAUAAAGUUUGCAGAAGUCGUGUUCCUGCAAUAAGAUUGAAAGAUGUGACCUUCCAGUUAUGUAAAGCUCUUAAAGGCUGUUUAAGUAUAUCAAGUGUGCUAAAGAACCUGGAGCUAAAUGGACUAGUUCUGAGAGAGAGAGAUUUAACUGUUUUAACAAAGGGAUUGAAUAAAUCUGCUUCUUUGGUGCACCUGUCUCUUGCAAAUUGUCCAAUUGGAGAUGGAGGUUUAGAAAUUAUUUGUCAAGGUAUAAAGAGCUCUAUCACUCUUCAGACAGUCAACUUCACGGGGUGUAAUCUGACAUGGCAGGGAGCAGAUCACAUGGCCAAGAUCUUAAAGUAUCAGACCAUGAGAAGGCAUGAAGAAACCUGGGCUGAGAGUCUUCGCUAUAGGAGACCUGAUCUUGACUGUAUGGCUGGCUUAAGGCGUAUCACAUUGAAUUGCAACAUGCUCAUUGGUGACGUAGGUGCAAGUGCUUUUGCAGACUCUCUCAGUGAGGAUUUAUGGCUGAGAGCACUUGACCUGCAACAGUGCGGCCUCACCAAUGAAGGAGCAAAGGCUUUACUGGAGGCCCUUGAAACCAACAGAACUCUCGUUGUUCUGGAUAUAAGAAAAAAUCCACUCAUUGAUCAUUCUAUGAUGAAAGCAGUUAUCAAAAAAGUUCUCCAGAAUGGAAGGAGUGCUAAGUCAGAGUACCAAUGGAUAACUUCUCCAUCAGUGAAGGAACCACUGAAAACUGCUAGACAGAAAAAGAAAACUAUAAUUCUAGGAAGUGGUCGAAAAGGAAAAGCUACUAUUAGAAUUGGAUUUGCUGCAAAGAAACCUGUAAGUAAUGGAAGAAAACAUUCCCUUGGUAAAGAACACUAUGCUCCUAUACCUCUACCGCCUGGCGUGUCUGGUUUCUUGCCGUGGCGUACUGCAGAACGUGCAAAAAGGAACAGGGGCUUUCCAUUAAUCAAAACUCGUGAUAUACAUAAUCAGUUGCAGCAACCAGGUUUUCCUGUGACUGUGACAGUUGAGAGUGCUUCAUCCUCAGAAAUUGAGGAGGUUGAUGAUUCUUCAGAAAGUGUUCAUGAAGUGCCUGAGAAAACCAGUUUAAAACAAGAAGCAUUACAGGAAAAACUGGAGGAGUGCCUAAAGCAGUUAAAGGAGGAAAGAGUGAUAAGGCUUAAGGCUGAUAAACGAGUCAGUGAGCUGGAACACGAAAAUGCCCAGUUAAGAAAUAUAAAUUUCUCUUUGUCCGAAGCCCUUCAUGCGCAGUCAUUGACAAGCAUGAUCCUGGAUGAUGAAGGUGUUUUGGGCAGCAUUGAGAAUUCUUUUCAGAAGUUCCAUGCUUUCUUGGAUCUCCUUAAAGAUGCUGGGCUGGGGCAGCUUGCCACAAUGGCUGGUAUAGAUCAGUCAGAUUUUCACUUACUGGGUCAUCCCCAGAUGAAUUCUACUGUUAGUAGUCUACCUAAAGAAGAAAAGAAGGCCCUUGAGGAAGAAAAACCAGAACCAAAGCAGAAUGCCCUAGGAAAAAUUGAAAAUAUCCAAUUUCAGAAAAUUACAGGUGAUGCUAGAAUUCCUUUGUCUCUCGACUCCUUCCCUGUACCAGUUUCUACUCAGGAGGCCUUAGUAACUUCCAAAGACAGCCUGGGAGUCCCAGCCACUGAGCAGCAGCAAGAGCCUUUUGAAGGAUUCAUUGCUAGAACGUGUUCUCCUUUAGCAGAUGUGAUUUCUGGAACUGGAAGUCAAAGAAAAGAAGAGGAGUUCUCCAUAAAGAGCAAAUCGUCUUCAGAGAAAAUGACCAAAACAGGUGAAUAUAGCAAAAAACACUCUGCUAAGAAACAACUUGGAAAAGAUCUGCAUUCCUACUCUGACUCUUCUAUAAACCGGAAAAGCAAAGGAAUCAGGGAAACUAGUUCUUUGGUUAAUGAACCAAUUAAAAGUGAGUCUGUGAAAAAAUACAUUUCUGUCAAAAAAGAAAGUAGAAUAUUGACUGUUUCAUCCAAGACAAAUACAAGUAAAUCCAAUCCACUAGAACAUUCUGAAAGUGAUACUCUUGGAUCUGAUUUUGAAUUUCAAGAAAGCAUCCAUUAUCACGCCUGA
This is a messenger RNA of Propithecus coquereli (Coquerel's sifaka), 2593 nucleotides long. RefSeq names its product centrosomal protein 78kDa (gene CEP78). The transcript is spliced from 15 exons. The record is from RefSeq and is a predicted model, not a curated record. Lineage: Eukaryota; Metazoa; Chordata; Mammalia; Primates; Indriidae. Gene Ontology annotation, cellular component: centrosome. Gene Ontology annotation, molecular function: protein binding. The coding region runs from base 242 to 2593 and encodes 783 amino acids.